Molecule: messenger RNA, 6081 nt
Organism: Magnusiomyces paraingens
Lineage: Eukaryota; Fungi; Ascomycota; Dipodascomycetes; Dipodascales; Dipodascaceae
Exons: 1
Coding region: 1-6081 (2026 amino acids)
Source: RefSeq, a predicted model, not a curated record
AUGAUUCCCACUGCUGUUCUACCAUGGAUGCUUGUGGGCACCAUGGGCCAGUUUGCCCACGCUUUAACAUUUCCUUACACAAACUCUACCAUAUCCAGCUCUGAAAUUGAAUCUUCUUCUUUAGAAUCAUCCACAGACUAUUCAUCUUCCUCCUUCUUAGACAGCCUUACCAGCUCUGAUUUUGAAUCAAUCUCAUCCUCAUACUCAUCAAAUAUUCUAUCCAGUGAAACUGACUCCUCCUCAAUUUUCAGCACAUCUUUACUAAGCGACGAAUCAAGUCUCUCAGAGUCCCUUACAUCAGCACUUUUGUCAUCUUUGUCGUCCUCCUUCUCUGAAGACGAAUCAUUAUCUUCUUCUAUAGAAUCAACUUUAGCAAGCAUAAUAUCUUCUUCAUAUUCAUCAGAAGAAUCAACCUCCGAUUUAUCUUCCAAUUCAUCUUCCGAGUCUGUUUCCGUUUCCGUUUCCGAAUCUGAGUCUUCUGAAUCUGUUUCCGUUUCUGAAUCUUCUGAAUCCUCUGAAUCUUCUGAAUCCUCUGAAUCUUCUGAAUCUGUUUCCGUUUCUGAAUCUUCUGAAUCUUCUGAAUCUGUUUCCGUUUCUGAAUCUUCUGAAUAUUCUGAAUCUGUUUCCGUUUCCGAAUCUUCUGAAUCUUCUGAAUCUUCUGAAUCUGUUUUCGUUUCCGAAUCUUCUGAAUCUUCUGAAUCUUCUGAAUCUUCUGAAUCUUCUGAAUCUUCUGAAUCUUCUGAAUCUUCUGAAUCUUCUGAAUCUGUUUUCGUUUCCGAAUCUUCUGAAUCUUCUGAAUCUUCUGAAUCUUCUGAAUCUUCUGAAUCUUCUGAACUUUCAGAAUCCGAAUCCUCUGAGUCUUCUGAGUCUGUCUCCGUUUCCGAGUCUGAAUCUUCCGAGUCCUCUGAGUCUUUUUCUGUUUCCGUUUCUGAGUCUGAGUCCGAAUCCUCUGAGUCUGUUUCCGUUUCCGUUUCUGAGUCUGAAUCCUCUGAAUCCUCUGAAUCCUCUAAAUCCUCUGAAUCUGUUUCUGUUUCCCAGUCUGAGUCUUUUUCUGUUUCCAUUUUUGAAUCUGAGUCCUCAGAGUCCUCUGACUCUGUUUUGUCUGAGUCUUCAGAGUCUGUUUCCGUUUCUGAAUCAGAGUCGUCUGAGUCUUCAGAAUCGUUGUUUGAGUCUGAGUCUGAAUAUGUUUCUUCCAACUCUACUCUUUCUGAAUCCGAGAUUUCUUCUUCUAUUAGUACCGAGUACAACUCUACUCUUUCUGAAUCCGAGAUUUCUUCUUCUAUUAGUACCGAGUACAACUCUACUCUGUCUUCUGCUUCUGAGUCUGAAUUCUUUUCUGCAAUUGAAUCCGACUCUGUUGCCUCUAACUCUACUUUGACUGCGUCCGAGUCUACUUAUUACAAUGCGACUAUCACUUCUGGUUCAGAGUCUGCUUACUCUAACGGUACCAUCACUUCUGGUUCUGACUCCGCUGUCUCUAACUCUACUUUGACUGAGUCCGAGUCUGCUUACUCUAAUGCCACCAUCACUUCUGGUUCCGAGUCUGCUUAUUCUAAUGCCACCAUAACUUCUGGUUCUGAGUCUGCUUACUCUAAUGCCACAAUCACUUCUGGUUCCGAGUCUUCUUACUCUAACAAUACCAUCACUUCUGGUUUGGAAUCGACUUAUCCCAACGCCACCAUCACUUCUGGUGUUGAAUCUACAUACUCUAAUGGUACUCUUGUUUCAAUCACUGCUGGGUCUGAGUCCUUUUAUCCCAACAGUACUGUGUUUUCUGGAGCCUCUUCUGCAGUUGAGACUGGCUCCGUCAUUUCCGGCUCUAUUUAUGCCAAUGCCACCGUCACUUCUGGAAGCUCUUCUGGAUCUUCAAGCUCCAAUGCCACUGUUACUUCUGGUGCCUCUUCUGGCUCUCUUUACUCUAACGGUACGAUUGUUUCUGGAAGCUCUUCUGGUUCUUCAAACUCUAAUUCUACCAUUGUUUCUGGAAGCUCUUCUGGUUUUUCAAACUCUAAUUCUACCAUUGUUUCCAGUAGCUCUUCUGGCUCUUCAAGCUCUAAUGGCACUAUUGUUUCUGGAAGCCCUUCUGUUUCUUCCAGCCGUAAUAAUACCAUUGUUUCUGGCAGCUCUUUUCUCUCUUCAGGCCGUAAUUCUACUAGCAAUUCCAGCUCAUCCUCAGGCUCUCUCUCUGUUGGUAACAGCUACUACCCUAACGCAACUAUCACCACCGGUUCUUCUGUCUCUUCCGGUGUUGCUUCUCCUUCUUCGUCUUCCUCAGAUUCUGGUUUGCCAACCAAUACUGAUGAAUUCUUGCGAUUGAUUGAAGACGCCAUCCUUAGUCUUGUUUCUGGUGAUACUGCUACUGCUCUUGCAAAGCUUCUUGCUGCUAUUUUUGCUCUCUUCACUACUGCUCUUAGUACUGGAUUGGAUUCUCUUCUUGGUAAUCUUUUCGGUUCUGGAAGCAUUUCUAAGCGUUCUGUUGAUGUUUCCACUGCCAUUUCUAUUUUCACUGACUUUACCAAUGAUCUUGAAUCUUGGUUCUCUGAUGCUUCUUAUGCUGAGUUUUUGCAACACAUCAACCAGAUUCAAGAAUUUGUCUCUGCUUCAGAGGUCGAAUCUGCAGUUACCAGCGCUCUAGAUCCUGUCUUUUCUGCUGGCCAAACUAUUAUUGACAAUCUUUCCAAGGACAGUACUGAGUUUGCUUCUGUUACUUCUACUUUUGAAACUGCCGUUGGAACUUUUAUCUCAGACAUUUUAUCAGCUCUUUAUGGAAGCCUUGAGUCCAGUGUUGAUGUUUCUAGUUUGAGUGCCACUGCUACCGUUUACUCUACUGUUACUGACUACAGUACUACUACUCAAGUUUCUGGUGAUACCACCAGCACUGUCACUUUGCCUGUAUCUACCUAUACUAGAACCAUUCUGCUUGGGCCUCAUACCACCUACACUGUCACCAACACUCGUACCAGCACUCUCUAUUCUACAAUUACCAAGUAUGCUACUUCUACCAGAACUUCUGGCACUGUCACUGAAACCAUAACAGAACCUGUUUCAACAUAUACUGAGACUAUUGUCGUUGAACCUACAACUACAUAUACAAUCACCAAUACUCGUACUAGCACUCUUUACUCCACCAUCACCAAGUAUGCUACAUCCACCAAGACUUCUGGUACUGUCACUGAAACUAUUACUGAACCGGUAACAACAUACACUGAAACUAUUGUUGUUGAGCCUACUACCACCUACACCAUUACCAAUACUCGUACCAGUACUCUUUACUCGACAAUCACCAAGUAUGCCACAUCUACUAAAACUUCUGGAACAGUCACUGAAACAGUCACUCUGCCUGUGACCACUUACACUGAGGCUAUUGUCAUUGAACCUACUACUACUUAUACCAUCACUGACACUCGUACCAGAACUCUUUACUCGACAAUCACCAAGUAUGGUACUUCUACCAAGACUUCUGGUACUAUCACUGAGACUAUCACAGAGCCUCUGACCACCUACACUGAGACUAUUAUUGUUGAGCCUACAACUACUUAUACCAUCACCAAUACUCGUACCAGUACUCUUUACUCGACCAUCACUAAGUAUGCUACUUCGACCAGGACCUCUGGAACUGUUACUGAAACCAUUACGGAACCAGUCACUACAUAUACUGAGACCAUCAUCUGCGAGCCUACCACCACUUAUACUAUUACUGAUACUCGCACCAGCACUCUCUACUCUACCAUUACCAAGUAUGCUACUUCUACCAAGACCUCUGGAACUGUUACAGAAACCAUCACGGAGCCUGUGACCACCUACACUGAGACCAUUGUGUGUGAGCCUACUACUACUUAUACCAUCACCAAUACUCGCACAAGUACUCUUUACUCGACCAUCACCAAGUAUGCUACUUCGACUAGAACUUCUGGAACUGCCACUGAAACAGUCACUCUACCAGUUUCUACCUACACUGAGACCAUUGUGUGUGAGCCUACCACUACUUAUACCAUUACUGCCACUCCUACCAGUACUCUCUAUUCCACCAUCACUUUGUAUGCCACCUCGACUAGAGUUACAGGCACAGUCACCGAGACUUUCACUGAGCCUGUUUCUACUUAUACCGAAACAAUCAUUUGCGAGCCUUCUAGUACUUAUACUGUUGUUGGCAGCGAGACUAUUGAGGCUACUGAAACAGUCACGGAGUCUUGUAGUCUGUGCAAGACCCAUACUACCACUGAGACUGGCUUGACUACUUACACCACGGUUUCUGGCACUGAGACAAUUACCGUCACCGAGCCAUGCCCUACCACGUAUACUGUUGUUGAGACUCCGGUUUCUACUUCUGGAGACAGUACAGUUUACGAAGUAAUUACUAUUUCUACCACAGUUCCUGGAUCCGUAGUAAUUGUCACUGAGUCAUGCAGUCUUUGCAAGACCCAUGUUACUACCGAGACUGGCUUGACCACUUAUACUACCACUUCUGGCGAAGAGACUGUUACAGUCACCGAGCCCUGUCCUACCACUUAUACUGUUGUUGAGACUCCUGUUUCUACUUCUGGAGACAGUACAGUUUACGAAGUAAUCACCAUUUCUACCACAGUUCCUGGAUCCGUGGUCACCGUCACUGAGUCAUGCAGUCUUUGCAAGACUCACGUCACUACCGAGACUGGCUUGACCACUUAUACAACCACUUCUGGCGAAGAGACUGUCACAGUCACCGAGCCCUGCCCUACCACGUACACUGUUGUUGAGACACCUGUCACCUCCGGCACUGUUGUGACAUACUCAACCAGCACCGUUUCCACAUACUCACCUAUUAUUGUCACUGUCACGCCUACAACUGCUGUUCCUCUGGUCACCACUGUUACCGAAUCCUGCAGUGUUUGCAAGACUCAUACUUCUGUUGAGACUGGCAUCACUACCUUCACUACCACUUCUGGAGAGCAAACUGUGACUGUCACAGAGCCCUGCGAGACCACUCACACUGUUGUUGAGACUCCGGUCACUUCAGGUACUGUGGUCACAUUCUCUACAGUCACCAGUACACCUGUUAUCGUGACUACCAUCACUCCUAGUUCCAUUUCUCCAGUCAUUUCUACCAUCACUCCUUCUAUUGUCACAGUCACUGAGAGUUGCAGUCUUUGCAAGACUCACACUACUGUUGAGACUGGAGUUACUACAUUUACCACCACAUCUGGCGAGGAAACUGUCACAGUUACUGAGCCCUGUCCUACAACUUAUACUGUUGUUGAGACUCCAGUCACUUCCUCGGGUUCUGUUGUCACCUUUUCCACUUUUACUGUUUCUUCUACUACCCCAAUAGAAACAAUUGUCACCGUUUCUAGCAGCUCCAGUGUUCCUGUCGAGUCAGCUACUACGGUGACAGUAGAGUGCACUGAGUGCAAGACCCAUACUUCUGUUGAGACUGGCCUGACCACCUACACAGCAACGUCGAGUGACCAGAUUGUAACAGUUACUGAGCCCUGCCCCACCACAUAUACUGUGGUGGAGACUCCUGUUACUUCUGGCUCCGUUGUCACGUACUCCACAGUUUCCUCUACAACUCCUGUCGUCACAGUUCCAGCUUCUUCUUCUUCUUCUUCUUCUGCUCCUGCCACUUCCCCAGUUGAGUCUGCUACCACUGUUACCGAGGUUUGCACUGAAUGCAAGACCCAGACUUCAGUUGAGACCGGUGUCACCAUUUAUACUGCCACCUCUAGUGAUCAGAUUGUGACUGUGACUGAGCCCUGCCCCACCACCCAUACAUUUGUCGAGACACCCGUGACCUCUGGGACCAUUGUGACAUAUUCCAUGGUUCCAGUACCUUCUUCUUCUUCUUCUUCUUCUUCUUCUUCUUCCAGCGUGCCGGCCACAUUGGUUCCUUCUUCUUCUAGCGUGCCGGUCACGUCAAUUCCAGGAACAACUCUCACACUCUCCACAUCUUGGCCAACUACUACCAAGUCUGUGGAGACUUCAGUUGUUCAAAUUCCAAGCGCACCCACCACCACAGGUCUGACACAGGUCAAUGCUGGUUCCAGCGUUUCUGUGCAAACCCUGAUACUGGGCGUCGCCUUUAUGAUUCCAUUCCUGGUAUAA